Owenia fusiformis is the source of this 938-nucleotide messenger RNA. NCBI's taxonomy places the organism in Eukaryota, Metazoa, Annelida, Polychaeta, Sabellida, Oweniidae. The record is from the annotation of a GenBank genome assembly.
GGACAACUGUGAACGGACUGCAUUUCCAAUGGAGCGAGAUGCACUUGAUUUAUUUCGGGUUGGUUCCACUCAUGCUAUCAACAGUAACUGAAAUAUCAGCUGAAAUCGACCCUCCCAAUGAUAGACUUAAGGAAGUGUUGUUGAACAGUGGAUUGGGAGUGAGUGUAGUCCGAGUCCUCGAAUCGGGGAAGGGCUUUUUAUCAAAUAUCUGGAAACAACCAUUUUCACCAGCGAGGAGUUCCUUUCAACGCCACUUGACAGAAGCAAGAAAUAUUACAGAGAGAGAACGCAUCCCACACUUAAUCAAAGCGUUGCAAGCGCUUGCUAUCGGUUUAGAUAACGUUAACAAAGUCAUGGAAAGCAUGACGGCCUUUCAAAGCAGGAUUUCCAAAGUUGAAACGCUACUCCGCGACACUCGGAACAUCCAGGUCAAAACAGGACAUGUUGAACUUGUACAAGGAAUUUAUGAUGACAUUGUAGGAUUGUUGAAUCUUUUUGACGCGGAUCGAAAUAAUAUAACAUUUAUAUGGUAUAAAACUAUCAUUCAACAGGUGGAGCAUUUCACGUAUGAGUGGCUUGACCUGUAUUUCUCAAUGGAUCAGUCAGCGAAAAAAAUGUUUCGGUACAUGAAAAAACGUAUUCGGUACCUUCAGAAAAUAACGUCGUCGUUGUCUGAAACGUAUGAGCGAGAUGUCGAUGGAAUAGCGAAAGAAUUGAAGUACAAAUUACGUCAAUUGAAUCAAGCAUCGGCGAAGACGGUUAGAAUUGCACUAGGAUAUGAUUUUAAACUGCACAUGGAUGACAUGGAGAGAUUCCUAAGGGCCUAUGGCGUGUACACAUAGUAAUAAGAAUAGAUUUGCAAUUAUAUUGAAUUCUUUCAAGUGACGAUGAUCAUAAAAUAACAUGUGGCUGAAUGUCAAAUAAAAAACUUAUACACA